GCCGGGGAGGGGCGGGGGGAGGGGGGCUGGGAAAGUUGAGGCCGCGCUGCCGCCGGGUCUCCGGCCUUGAGGGCUCGGGCUCGCAGUGGCGGCGGUGGCCGCUAGAAGAGGCGGCGGGGGCGGGGGGAGAGGAGGGCCUGGGCCCGCGCUCCCCCAGCCCCAGAGAAGCAGGAGGCGGCCGCGGACGGAGAGAUUGGCCCGGGCGGUCGGACACCCCUGCGGAACCCGCUUGGGAUCAUGACCCAGGCUGGGGUCGCCGCUGCCGCCGCCACCGCGGCCGAGACCACGCAGCCAGCGGUAAGAAGAAAACAUAACUUAUAGACCAUCUUCUGGCAGAAGAUGAUAGAUUUGGAUCAGAAACGGGAGGCGUUGGAAGCCAGGAAUCAAAAGUGAAGAGAUUCUGCAAGCCCUUGGGUGAGAAAGGUUCCUAUCACUGUAACCAUGCCAGAAAUGACAGAGAAAGAGACUCCUACAAAAAAGCAGCACAGAAAGAAAAAUCGGGAGACACACAAUGCAGUGGAGAGGCAUAGAAAGAAGAAAAUCAAUGCUGGGAUAAACAGAAUAGGAGAGCUGAUUCCAUGCUCUCCUGCACUGAAACAGAGCAAGAAUAUGAUCCUGGACCAAGCCUUUAAGUACAUAACAGAAUUGAAAAGGCAGAAUGAUGAACUCCUGCUUAACGGAGGAAACAAUGAACAAGCUGAAGAAAUUAAAAAGCUACGUAAACAACUGGAAGAGAUUCAAAAAGAAAAUGGCCGAUAUAUUGAAUUACUAAAAGCAAAUGACAUAUGUUUAUAUGACGACCCCACAAUCCACUGGAAAGGAAAUCUUAAAAAUUCAAAGGUCUCUGUUGUUAUUCCCAGUGACCAGGUUCAAAAAAAUAUCAUUGUUUAUUCCAAUGGGAGUCAGCCUGGUGGAAACAGCCAGGGAACAGCUGUUCAAGGGAUAACCUUUAAUGUUGGUCAUAAUUUACAAAAGCAAACUGCCAAUGUGGUGCCAGUACAGAGGACUUGCAAUCUUGUGACUCCUGUGUCUAUUUCUGGAGUUUACCCUUCUGAAAACAAGCCAUGGCAUCAGACCACGGUUUCUGCAUUGGUUGCCAACCAGCCUGUUCCUCUUUGUCUUCCUGCUGCUCUUUCUGCUCAAAGCAUUCUCGAGCUCGCCACCUCCGAAAGUGAGGCGGGUGCGCCUGGUCCCACCAGCAGCUCACUGAUCGCGGUUCCUGUUGGGCCUGAACCACCCCAGCAUCCUUCAUUGCACGCAUGUCUAAAUGAUCAAAAUUCUUCUGAAAAUAAGAAGGGGCAAGAAAGCCCCCAAGUAUUGAAGAAAACGGUCCCUUGUGCCACAAGCAUUUCCUCCAGCUGCUCAGCAACUGCCACUCAAGGACAGCCUGGAAGCGAGUCCUGCCUGAGCACACAGGAUCGCAGAAGUGAUCUUCAAACCACCCUGGUUGUGUCCGUCACCACUGCAGUCUGCUCCCAGCCUCCCAGAUCUGCCGGUGAUUCUCGUGUAGCAAGCAGUAGCAAGGGUGCAGACUCCGCAAGUGUUACCAUGGUGGUGACCCCGUCUGUCCCUGGAGGAGGGAUGACCACCAUGCCUGUAAGCACCCUUUCUUCAAACCCUAUGGACAGUGGUUGGACCCUUUCUUGUUCUUUGCCUUCUUCAGCUGUCAGUGCUUCAGAUUUGAAAAACAUGAAUAGCCUUACCCGAAUUUCCUCAGCUGGAAACACACAGACGACGUGGACUACUUUGCAACUGGCGGGAAACACUAUUCAGCCCUUAAGCCAGACACCAUCUUCUGCUGUGACCCCGGUAUUAAAUGAGUCUAGCACUAGCCCCACGACAGCCAACCACAGUAGAUGUGUGGCUCCAGGCAUCAGCUUGAAUAAUUCCUUUCCAGCAGAGGGGCAGCCAGUUGAGCAAGUAGUUGUAACCUUGCCUUCCUGUCCACCUUUACCUAUGCAGCCACUGAUCACCCAGCCACAAGUUAAAUCUCAGCCUCCAAAAAGUAUCCUCCCAUUGAAUUCCGCCAUGCAGGUGAUUCAGAUGGCUCAGCCAGUGGGGUCGGCUGUUAAUGCAGCUCCUGCUAAUCAGAAUGUUAUCAUCCUUCAACCACCCAGCACCACCCCGUGCCCAACAGUGAUGAGGGCAGAGGUUCCCAACCAAACAGGAGGUCAGCAGAUAGUCAUCAUCCAGGCAGCUAACCAGAAUACUUUGCCACUUCUCUCUGCUCCACCUCCUGGUUCUGUUCGACUCCCUGUCAAUGGAGUCAGUGCUAUUAUAGGGUCUAACAAUUCAGUGCAAAAUGUUUCCACCCCGCAGACUUUUGGAGGAAAGCACCUUGUCCAUAUAUUACCACGACCUACAUCUUUAUCAGCAUCAAAUUCCACACAAACUCUUUCUGUUACUGUAUCCAGCCAACAGCAGCCUCAAACCAUUUCUUUAAACGGACAGCUCUUUGCUUUGCAGCCUGUGAUGUCUUCAUCAGGAACUACAAAUCAAACCCCUAUGCAAAUUAUUCAGCCCACCACCAGCGAAGAUCCAAAUACCAAUGUUGCCCUGAAUACGUUUGGCGCUUUGGCCAGCCUCAAUCAAAGCAUAUCGCAGAUGGCUGGGCAAAGCUGUGUACAGUUGUCUGUUAGCCAGCCAGUCCAUCCUCAAACUGCUGCAAAUAGUCAAAUUACCCCAGCUAACUGUAUUUCAUUAACAACUGUAGCACCUCCCGUGACAACAGAUAAUUCAGCCACACUACCCAGUACUUAUAACCUAGUGACUACUCCCUCAGUGAACACUGUGGCUUGUUUGCCUAUCACAAAGGCAAAAAGGUUGAAUAAGAAGCUGGGUGUCAAGAAACACUUAGCCGCUAACAAGUCAGCCUGCUCCCUGAAUCCAGUCAGAGAUGUGGGCAAGUCAGAUGGCCCCAGCACUGAAGGUUCCGCAGAGCCAUCAUGUAAUGAUGAACUUCUGGAAAGCCUCCCUGGUGUGUUACCAUCUGCCACUGUGUCCCAGACAAAUAGUGUAAGUGUUUCUGGUUCACAUUCUUUGAAUGUUCUGAAUUCUGAAUCAGUGAUGCCUGAGUCUGUACCCAAAUCUAAGUCAGCGGAAGAGUCUAGCUCACCCUCCCAAGAAUCUGUAACAAGUGAACAAUUUACAAUGGCCCCAGCAAAAUCCAAAGAUUCUCUCCCCAUUUCGCAACAAGAGACAUCUCAGGAUAAGCCACCAAGUAGUUUGGCGUUGCCAGAAGCUGCCAGAUCCCGCAUGUCAGCCAACGUGUUGAUUUCCUCUGCGAAUGAUGCCCCCGUUUUGGUCUCUCAGGUUUCUCAUUUGUCAUCUACCACAAGCACUACAAGUACUGACUGUGUUUCUGAGGUAGAAGUCAUUGCUGACCCUUGCAGGGUUGAGCAAGAGUCAUCAGAUACAGUACAAACCACAGGUCUCUUAAAGGGGCAAGGUUUAACUGUACUGCUGUCUGGUCUUGCUAAAGAAACAGACCCUCAGAAAUCAUCUCUUUCAGUCCAGGUGGACCAUCCUGACUUUUCUUCAGAAAAUUCUAAAAUAGUUGAUUCAAAUGUUGAAUUGCAUCCCAAACAGGAGCUAUUACUGAUGAGCAGUGAUGAUAGAGAUCCAGGACAGCCUCAUUCCUGCAUCCCUGACCAGGAGGUUAUUAAUGGUUCUUUGCUCACCAGUAGGCAGGCUGACUCUCCUAUGUCAACCAGCUCUGGCAGCAGUCAUAGUUUCUCAGUUGCAUCUAUGCUUCCUGAAACAGCCAGAGAGGAUGUCACCAGCAAUGCAACGACUAAUACAUGUGACAGCUGUACCUUUGUGGAGCAAACUGAUAUAGUUGCUCUUGCAGCACGAGCUAUUUUUGACCAGGAGAACCUUGAGAAGAGAAGAGCUGGUACCCAGGUACCAGCUGAUAUACGGGAAGUUCCUUCAAAGCCUUCUGAAGCAUCCUCUUUAGAGGGAGACCAGCCUUUCAAAACACAGAUAUCUAAAGAGAAUGGUCCAGGACAGGCAGAAGCAACACCAAAUGAAUUUAAUUCUCAGGAUUCAGUUGAAGCCACUGUGGAUAGGCCCCUUGAAAAACCAAGUUGUUCUAUAGGAAUGAAAACAUCAAAUGCCUCUUUACAGGUUUCGACUUCUCAGCCAACAAGCAUCACCAGUUUAAGUGUGAAUAACCUUAUCCACCAGAGUACCCUCAGCCAUCCUCUGGUCAGUUGCACUGGUUUAUCCCAAACUUCAGAACAAACAACUGUUCCUACAACAGUGAAUCUGACAGUUUCAUCUGGCUCCUACGGCAGUCAGCCUCCUGGACCAUCCCUGAUGACCGAAUACUCCCAAGAACAGCUAAGUACUAUGGCUGGUACCGUACCAAACACACCAAUUCAAGAGCCACUCUUAAAGCCAAGUCAUGAAAGCCGUAAAGACUCUGCUAAGCGUGCUGUCCAGGAUGACCUUUUACUGUCUUCAGCUAAACGUCAGAAGCAUUGUCAGCCAGCCGCCCUCCGGCUUGAAGGUCUGUCCCUGAUGAGCCGAACUCCAGACAGCAUUUCCGAUCAAACUCAAAUGAUGGUUGGUCAGAUCCCUCCCAACUCUUCAAACUCAGUUGUGCCUAUUAGCAACCCAGCACACGGGGACGGCCUCACCCGAUUAUUUCCGCCUAGUAACAACUUUGUGACCCCCGUGUUGAGGCAGACCGAGGUUCAGUGCGGUUCGCAGGCUUCCAUUGCUGAGCAGCAGCCAGCCCAGGCUAGCCAACAUCUGCAGGCCCUGCAGCAACAUGUUCCAGCUCAAGGGGUACCUCACCUGCAUAGUAACCACCUCUACUUAAAGCAGCAGCAGCAGCAGCAAGCAGGGCAGUUGAGAGAGAGGCAUCACUUGUAUCAGCUGCAGCGUCAUGUACCUCACGCAGAGAGCUCUGUCCACUCUCAGCCCCACAGCGUCCACCAACAGAGAACUCUGCAACAGGAAGUUCAGAUGCAAAAAAAGAGGAAUCUUGUUCAGGGCACUCAGGCCUCUCAGCUGUCUUUACAACCCAAGCAUCAUGGAACUGACCAAUCCCGACCCAAGAGUGGUCAGCCGCACCCACACCAUCAGCAGAUGCAGCAACAGAUGCAGCAACACUUUGGAAGCUCCCAGGCAGAGAAGAGUUGUGAAAACCCUUCCACCAGCCGGAACCAUCAGAGCCAUCUCAGUCAAGAUAUUCUGCACCAGCAGGAGGUGGGAAGCCGGCAGCAAGCUCCAGGGGUUUCUUCUGAACACGUAUCUGGGCAUAAUCCAAUGCAGAGGCUGUUGACAUCAAGAGGCAUAGAGCAGCAAAUGGCAUCCCAGCCGAGUAUUGUGACGAGACCUUCAGACAUGACCUGCGCUCCACACAGACCGGAGAGAAACAGAGUUUCUAGUUACUCUGCUGAGGCACUCAUUGGAAAAACAUCUUCUAAUUCAGAGCAGAGAAUGGGUAUAUCAAUUCAGGGUUCCAGAGUUUCAGAUCAACUUGAAAUGAGAAGCUACCUUGAUGUGCCCAGAAACAAGAGUUUAGCCGUUCAUAAUAUGCAGGGUCGUGUGGACCAUACUGCCUCAGAUAUCCGCCUUUCUGACUGUCAGACGUUUAAACCAAGUGGAGCCAGUCAGCAGACCCAGAAUAAUUUUGAAGUACAGUCUUCAAGAAAUAAUGAAAUAGGUAACCCUGUAUCAUCCUUGAGGAGUAUGCAGCCCCAAGCUUUUCGUAUUAGUCAAAACCCUGGUCCACCACCAGUCGACCGCCAAAAGCGAUUACCUUAUCCACCAGUUCAGAGCAUCCCAACAGGAAAUGCUGUCCCAACAAGGGACAAUGAAAAUACAUGUCACCAGAGUUUCAUGCAGAGUUUACUUGCCCCUCACCUGGGCGAUCAGGUCAUUGGGAGUCAGAGAUCCCUUUCAGAACAUCAGAGGAAUACACAGUGUGGUCCCUCCUCUGCAAUUGAAUAUAACUGUCCCCCGAGCCAUGAAAGUGUCCAUAUUAGAAGGGAGAGUGAGAGUCAGAGUAGGGAGAGCUGUGACAUGUCCCUGGGUGCAAUUAACACCCGGAACAGCACCUUGAAUAUUCCGUUUUCAAGUUCUUCGUCUUCAGGAGAUAUUCAAGGUCGAAACACGAGUCCCAGUGUUUCUGUACAGAAAUCCAAUCCCAUGAGGAUUACUGACAGUCAUGGGACCAAGGGCCACAUGAACCCUCCAGUCACAACCAACAUGCACGGGGUUGUAAGGCCAGCUUUGCCGCAUCCGUCUGCGUCUCACGGAAAUGCUGACCAAGGGCCUCCUGUACGUCAAACCAGUUCUUCAGUUCCCCAGCGAUCAAGGCAUCCAUUGCAAGACAGCAGUGGUUCCAAAAUUCGUCCACCUGAAAGGACUCGCUCUGGAAACCCAAGACAUAGCAAUGUCUUUGAUCCAAGUCUUCCUCACCUUCCUCUGUCUACUGGUGGCAGUAUGAUUCUUGGACGCCAACAACCUGCUGCAGAAAAGAGAGGAAGUAUUGUUCGUUUCAUGCCGGAUAGCCCACAAGUACCUAAUGAUAAUUCAGUGCCUGACCAGCACACGCUAUCACAAAAUUUUGGUUUUCCUUUUAUCCCUGAGGGUGGCAUGAACCCACCAAUAAAUGCUAAUGCUUCUUUCAUUCCACAGGUUACUCAGCCUAGUGCCACUCGAACCCCAGCCCUCAUCCCUGUGGAUCCCCAAAAUACUCUCCCCUCCUUCUAUCCUCCAUACUCUCCUGCUCAUCCCACACUGUCCAAUGAUAUUUCAAUCCCCUAUUUUUCUAAUCAAAUGUUCUCAAAUCCCAGCACAGAGAAGGUAAACAGUGGAAGUUUGAAUAACCGAUUCGGAUCAAUUCUGUCUCCUCCCCGACCUGUUGGCUUUGCUCAACCAAGUUUUCCUCUUCUCCCUGACAUGCCCCCAAUGCACAUGACCAACUCUCACUUAUCCAAUUUUAAUAUGACAUCUUUGUUUCCAGAAAUAGCUACAGCUCUUCCUGACGGCUCAGCGAUGUCCCCUUUGCUUACAAUAGCAAAUGCCUCUGCCUCAGACUCUUCCAAGCAGUCCUCCAACAGACCUGCCCACAACAUAAGCCAUAUCUUAGGUCAUGAUUGCAGUUCAGCUGUUUAAAUACAGAUUGACUUAACAUAAGUGUAACGAGUGAGAUUACAAAUGUAUCUCUGUGUGUGUUCACACGUACAUGCACAGGAAGAGAGAGGUUGUGUGAGUGUAUCUCCUUGUGUUUGUCUAAUCAGUUGCCAGUUAUCUUCUGAAUGUAGGGAAGCCAUGUCAGAGAUUAGUUGCAUACUAGGUUGUAAAAAAAAAAUUAUCUUUCAUUUUUAACUGCACAGUGUGUGCUUUAAAUUUCCCAAGCAGACUGACAUUUUCAGGUUUGAUUUUUAAUCUGACAUUCUCUAGAUACUAAUCGACUGGAAGUUGGGGGACGUCAUCUUGGCAUGUCCUGGGUAGUAGGAAGGAGCCUAGAUUUUAAAUUUGAUUGUUGGUAAUUUGUAAAAUAGAUAGUUGAGAUAGUUGAGUUGCUCUCCAACAAUACAGAAAUUUCAAUAGAACACAGUGGCUCGUAACCAAAUGCCGGCCAAGUGUAUUCUGGAAUAGUCUCUUACCCAUGGCAGGUGUUGAAUUAAUGUAGAAUGAAUGUCCAUGAUUCAAGUCAAGCAGUUAGCAAAUAGGUGAGUUAUUGAAUCAACCUUUAUUCCUAAGGUUUGGUUUAGGUAGAAGCUUCUUCCUUAAUUAUAACAAUUCAUAAAUUAUCUGAAUUCCAUGUCUUGUUUUCCAAAUUAGGGAACCAUCAGUUCAGUUCAGUCGCUCAGUCAUGUCCGACUCUUUGCGACCCCAUGAAUCACAGCAUGCCAGGCGUCCCUCUCCAUCACCAACUCCCGGAGUUUACCCAAACUCAUGUCCAUUGAGUUGGUGAUGCCAUCCAACCAUCUCAUCCUCUGUCGUCCCUUGUCCUCCUGCCCUCAAUCUUUCCCAGCAUCAGGGUCUUUUCAAACGAGUCAUCUCUUCGCAUCAGGUA
Messenger RNA from Cervus elaphus (red deer), 8041 nucleotides. RefSeq names its product upstream transcription factor family member 3 (gene USF3). The coding region runs from base 442 to 7134 and encodes 2230 amino acids. NCBI's taxonomy places the organism in Eukaryota, Metazoa, Chordata, Mammalia, Artiodactyla, Cervidae. The record is from RefSeq and is a predicted model, not a curated record. Gene Ontology annotation, molecular function: protein dimerization activity. The transcript is spliced from 7 exons.